Messenger RNA from Quercus lobata, 1619 nucleotides. Its product is annotated as metal transporter Nramp5-like. Bases 34 to 1482 code for a protein of 482 amino acids. Gene Ontology annotation, biological process: iron ion transmembrane transport; manganese ion transport. NCBI's taxonomy places the organism in Eukaryota, Viridiplantae, Streptophyta, Magnoliopsida, Fagales, Fagaceae. Gene Ontology annotation, cellular component: plasma membrane. The record is from RefSeq and is a predicted model, not a curated record. Gene Ontology annotation, molecular function: cadmium ion transmembrane transporter activity; manganese ion transmembrane transporter activity. The transcript has 11 exons.
CGAGAGAGAGAGAGAGAGAGAGAGAGAGAAAGAAUGAGAAGCCAAGAACAACAGCAGCAAGUAAGUGAUGUUGUACCGUCAUCAUCGUCAUGGGGUGGAGGGAGCAACCGUAUAGCUGCCCUUAAUCUAGAGGGAACCCCACCCCCCAAUAUCACUGAUAGUCCUGAUCAUAAACAGUUUGAUCAUCAUGAUGAGGACUCUAAGAAACCUGGGUGGAGAAAGUUCUUAUCGCAUGUAGGCCCUGGAUUCCUUGUCUCCUUAGCUUAUCUUGACCCGGGCAAUUUGGAAACUGAUCUGCAGGCUGGAGCAAAUCACAGAUUUGAGAUACUGUGGGUGAUACUUAUUGGGUUGGUCUUUGCGCUCAUAAUUCAAUCGCUGGCUGCAAAUCUUGGUGUAAGCACCGGCAAACACCUUUCAGAAUUAUGUAAGGCUGAGUACCCAAAAUAUGUGAAGUAUUGCCUAUGGUUGCUAGCAGAGGUUGCAGUCAUAGCUGCUGACAUACCCGAAGUGAUUGGAACAGCCUUUGCACUAAAUAUACUGUUCCACAUCACAAUUUGGACUGGAGUUCUCAUCACUGGUUUAAGUACUCUCUUAUUUCUUGGCCUACAAAGAUACGGGGUUAGGAAGCUGGAAUUGCUGAUAACAAUACUGGUCUUCGUAAUGGCUGCAUGUUUCUUUGGAGAAAUGGGUUAUGUAAAGCCUCCAGCGGUUGCUGUGCUAAAGGGAAUGUUUAUACCCAAGCUCAGCGGCCAAGGAGCUACCGGGGAUGCCAUAGCACUUUUCGGUGCCCUAGUCAUGCCGCACAAUCUCUUUCUCCACUCGGCUCUUGUGCUAUCCAGAAAAAUACCAAAUUCUGUCCAUGGCAUCAAUGAUGCAUGUCGAUAUUUCCUAAUAGAGAGCGGAUUCGCAUUGUUUGUUGCAUUUCUAAUCAAUGUUGCAAUUGUCUCUGUAUCGGGCACCGUUUGCUUAGCCAAUAACAUAUCAAAUGAGACUGCAAAUCAAUGCAAUGAUCUUAACCUCAACUCAGCCUCUUUCCUUCUCAAGAUGAUACUUUCAUUUGAGCUUCCAUUUGCUCUAAUCCCUCUCCUUAAAUUUAGUAGCAGUGCCACCAAGAUGGGACCACACAUGAAUUCAAUAUAUGUUAUUCUGAUCUCGUGGAUCCUAGGCAUGGGAAUCAUUGGCAUCAACAUCUACUACCUGAGCACAAGCUUUGUGGGUUGGCUACUUCACAACAAUUUACCAAAGGUUGCAAAUGUGUUUGUUGGGCUCCUAGUGUUUCCCUUAAUGCUCCUCUACAUCUUAGCAGUCAUCUAUCUUACCAUCCGAAAAGAUACUGUUGUAACAUUUGUUGAGCCUGUAAAGCAUGACCACCCAGUAACCCAAAACAACAUGGAACACAGGCUAGGCAAUUCUUGUGAGGUGGGCGAGUUGGAUCACAUUCCUUACAGAGAGGAUUUGGCUGAUAUCCCACUACCAGAGUGAAGGGUUUUUUCUAGAUCGAAUGCAACAACAACCAAGCCAAGGUAUAUCAUAAGUGGUAAGGAGCUCCAAGUUAAAUGUGGCUUGAACUUUCUUCAGGUUCAUCUAAGGCUUUCCUUCUAUGGAAAUUGUAUGUAAUU